GUAGAGGGGUUAUUUAUUAGAGCAAUCAUCUUAUUCAAUGCUCCUCAACUCCAAAAAUACAAGGCAUUAAAAUCCUUAGCUGAAAGGCCAGAGGCAAGAAGUUGGUGAUGAUAAUUGCUAACAUUGGGCUCGCCUGGCUUCAAUCUCUGCGCCACGACCCUUUUUGUUCUCUCCAUACUGAUUAGCUUCUUCCUUAGCCAAACCGGAACAGAAGCUGCUCCAAUUUACGUCUACCAUGUCUGCCCAAACACAACCACUUUCACCGCCAACCGCACCUACCAAUCCAACCUCAAUCGCCUCCUCGCCUCCCUCACCUCCAACGCCAACCGCAGCACGGGGUUCUACAACACCACAGUGUCGUCCGGGAACUCCGUCGACACGGUCUACGGCCUCUUCCUCUGCCGGGGCGAUCUCACUGCCAACGCCUGCCGAGACUGCGCUGCCUAUGCAACCAAAGACGUGGUGGAUCGCUGCCCCAAUGAGAAAGUGGCCGUGGCUGGGUACGACGAGUGUAUGUUACGGUGCUCAAAUCAGGCUAUCUUCUCCCGCAUGGUCACCGACCCUAAAAUUCUCCUGACGAACGUACAGAAAAUAUCGGAGCAAAACCGGUUUGCCCUGCUGGUGAGGACAACGAUGAACGAUUUGGCAAGUGAGGUUUCAAAUGUUGGGUCUGGGGCCAAGAAGUUUGGGACAAAAGAAGCGAAUUUCACAGCGUUGCAAACGCUGUACACCCUUGCCCAGUGCACGCCGGACCUGUCGGGUUCCGAUUGCAAUAGGUGUCUCCAGAUAGCGAUAUCGAAUGUGGUGGAUUGUUGCGGGGGAAAGCUAGGGGCCAGAGCUCUGUUUCCUAGCUGUAACGCUAGGUUUGAAACUCUCCAGUUUUACCAGUCAGUAGCAACUGUUCCUCCACCUCCUGGAUCAGUAGCAGCACCAGUUCCUCCACCUCCUGGAUCAGUAUCAACACCCAAAGGAAAAGAUACGAUCUCAGCGUUGACAAUUGUUGCCAUUGUCGUUCCGAUUUCUGUCUCAAUUGUGCUAUUUGUUAUCGGCUACUGCUUUGUAAUUAAUAGGAGAGCAAGAAAAAAGUACAAUGCUAUGCAGCAAGAGAACGGUAUAGUUUUUUCCUUUUUAUUUAUUUUAUUUUUUUUAAGGAUAUAUUUGGCGUUGAAAAUCAACAUAGAUGAAUACGAUUACAUUAUGAGCAAGCCAAAAACAAUUGAUGCAUUUUUUAAGAAAAAAGAUGCUGAUUCAAAUACUAGAAUGUCUUCAUCGACAUCAAAUCCUCAAACUUUAGCUCCUGAGCAACACCCUUCUAAGAUGCCAAGAAUUGAAUCUCAAAUAGUUGAGUCAUUUGACAUUUCUACUCUACAACAUGAUCCCGGGUUACGUCCUCAAAUAUGGGAAUAUCCUGUUAAUCAACAUGAUGAAAUUAGAUGUGCUUAUCUUAAAGUCGGUCCGAAUAGGUUCAUUCCUUCUAGUAGUUCUGGAUAUCCGUUUUCGGGAACUGAAAAAAACCGCCGAAGAUUUCAAUCAUCUUGGUUUAAGAUGUUUGAUUGGUUAGAAUAUUCUGAGAACAAAGAUGCUGCUUAUUGUUUACCCUGCUUUCUUUUUGCUAAAAAGCCAACGGGACGGUUUGGAGGUAGUGCAUUUACUAUUGAAGGAUUUCGCAAUUGGAAGAAAGUUAAUGAUGGCACACAUUGUUCUUUUUUGGUCCACAUGGGAAAUGGGCCAUGUUCACCUCAUAAUAAUGCUGUUAAGUGUUGUGACAAUUUGAAGAAUCAAUCUCAACAUAUUGAUAAGGUGAUAGAUAAGCAAACUUCGGAAGAAAAAUUGAACAAUCGAUUGCGAUUGAAGACUUCAAUCGAAUCUAUUCGGUAUUUAGCAUAUCAAGGAUGUCCUUAUAGAGGUCACGAUGAAGGUCCCGAUUCUAAAAAUCGCGGCAAUUUUCUUGAGUUGAUAAAACUUGUGUCCAAUUUCAACGAUGAUGUUGCUAAGGUUGUUUUAGAAAAUGCUCCACAAAAUGCAAAAUAUACUUCACCUCAAGUCCAAAAAGAUAUUUUACAUGUCUUGGCAAAAAGAGUGCGAGAUGCAAUUUGUGAAGAAAUUGGUGAUUCAAAAUUUUGCAUUAUUGUUGAUGAGGCACGAGAUGAGUCUAAGAGAGAACAAAUGGCUAUUGUUUUGAGAUUUGUUAACAAAGAUGGUUUUAUACAAGAACGCUUCUUUGAUAUUGUCCAAGUUAAAGAUACAUCUGCAUUGACUUUAAAGGAUAAAAUAUCUGAUGUUCUUUCUCAAAAUUGUCUUGAUAUUCAAAGUAUUCGUGGACAAGGGUAUGAUGGUGCUAGCAAUAUGCGUGGUGAAUGGAAAGGAUUGCAAGCAUUAUUUCUUAAUGAAUGUUCUUGUGCAUACUAUGUUCAUUGUUUUGCACAUCGAUUACAAUUAGCAUUAGUUGCUGCAUCUCGAGAGGUAACGGUUGUUCAUGAUUUCUUCUCAAAUUUGAAUUUCAUUAUUAAUGUGGUUAGUUCUUCAUGUAAACGUCAUCGUGAUUUGCAAGAUGCUCAAGAAGCAGAUAUUGCAUAUUUGAUAGCUAUUGAGGAACUUGAAACUGGAAAAGGAGCUAACCAAAUUGGCACUUUGAAACGAGCUGGUGAUUCUCGUUGGGGUUCUCAUUUUUAUUCUAUUUGUAGCCUACUAAGGCUGUUUAAUCCUGCUUGUUCAGUGCUUGAGAAGAUUAUAAAAGAAGGAUCCACUUACUCUCAACGUGGGGAUGCUGAAGCUGCUUAUGAAAUGAUUACAUCAUUCAGAUUUAUAUUCAUUUUACAUUUGAUGAGGGAAAUCAUGGGUACCACUGAUUGUCUUUGUCAACAUUUGCAACAAAAAUCUCAAGACAUCUUGAAUGCUAUGCAAUUAGUUUCUAAUACAAAAGUACUCCUCCAAAAAUUGAGAAAUGAAGAUUGGGAUAAUUUUCUUGAGAAAGUAGUCUCUUUCUCUAAGAAAUUUGAAAUAGACAUUCCAGAUUUUGGUGCUCGUUAUGUUAAAGGCCGAGGUCGUCUUCCACGGGAUCACAUUACGGUGGAACAUUAUUAUCAUUUUGAUGUAUUCAAUGCUGCUAUAGACUAUCAAUUGCAAGAGCUUGAUUGUAGAUUUGGUGAAAGGGCAAUGGAACUCUUGACACUUAGUUCAGCUUUGGAUCCAAAUGAUGCUUAUAAAUCAUUUAAUAUUGAUGAUAUAUGUAGUCUUGCAGAAAAGUACUAUUCUCUUGAUUUUUCUGAGCAGGAAAAAAUUAUUUUGAGAUUUCAGUUGAAGCAUUUUGAAGUUGAUAUGCUUAAUCAUCCGAAACUACAAAAAUUGUCUUCCAUUGCGGAAUUAUGUCGAGGAUUGAUAGAGGCAGGAAAAUCAGAUACAUAUUAUCUUAUUGAUAGAUUGGUUCGUCUUGUUUUAACUCUUCCAGUGUCUACAGCAACUACCGAACGAGCAUUUUCAGCAAUGAAAAUUGUUAAAACAAGACUUCGUAACAAAAUGGAAGAUGAGUUUCUUGGAGAUAGUUUACUUAUCUACAUUGAAAGAGAAAUUGCUAAAAGCUUCGAUUCAGAUUUGAUACUUGAAGAUUUUGUUUCUCUAAGACCUCGUAGAAUGCAAUUUUAG
Molecule: messenger RNA, 3642 nt
Organism: Corylus avellana
Lineage: Eukaryota; Viridiplantae; Streptophyta; Magnoliopsida; Fagales; Betulaceae
Source: RefSeq, a predicted model, not a curated record